Molecule: messenger RNA, 4189 nt
Organism: Monopterus albus (swamp eel)
Lineage: Eukaryota; Metazoa; Chordata; Actinopteri; Synbranchiformes; Synbranchidae
Gene: unc13d
Product: unc-13 homolog D (C. elegans)
Exons: 34
Coding region: 591-3938 (1115 amino acids)
Biological process (GO): secretion
Cellular component (GO): exocytic vesicle
Source: RefSeq, a predicted model, not a curated record
AGCACUGGUUCUACGGUCAUAGAAAAGAUGUACAUCUAAAUUAGAUGUAAAACAAACAUUUGAAUAAUAUACAAUCUGAUGAACACAAUAAAGCACAGAUUGUUUUAGGUGGCCCAUCUCAUGUUGCAUGCAGUUUCAUUAUCUCAUUUAGCUGCAGUUAAUCAUGUGUCACUUGAGAUUUGCACCAUGGAUUUGGUUGUGUCAGGGAACCAUGGUAGUAAUGCUAACAGUAAAACUGGUAACAACUUGGCACUCAAAACUGUAAGCGUGAUUGCAAACAGGAGCCAGUGAGGAGAUUAACAGUUUGGAUUUUUGAUUGACUCUGUGUGUGUUUCAGGCUUGUGUGUGCAAACUAAUACAGGAUUCUGAGGUGUGUUGUAUUGUCUACAUCAAGACACAAUGUAGGGCACUAGUUGAAGAAAAGUCAUAAGUCCCAGUUACUGACGUUACCACCUUAUACAGGAAGUGAUGACUUCCUGAAGCUUUGUGAGAGUUCAUCAAAACGCAUUGCGCACACAGCUUCCCUAUCUCACACACAGAGCACAGCACCUUACCAGGCAGGAGUCUGGUUGUCAAACAUUAGCAUCAUUAUGUCGAGUCAAAGUGAGCAGAAGGGUAUGGGAGGCAAUCUGCUGCAAACGCCUGAACAGGAACAUGGCUUAACAAGACUCAAACAGUUUUCACCCGGCCAUACACGUAAACUGGGGUUGACGAGGAAAUUGCGAGACAGGAGGGAUUUAAAAGAAGAUGAGAACCCUGAAGAGAAAGCACGAAGACAUAAGGAGCUGGAGCUGAAGCCUUUGUAUAAGGAGCUGUUGUACACGAUCUCUCAUAAGAUGGGUAAACCGUCAACAACUGAGGUCUUCACAGAUAGCCAGCUUCACCAGUACAUCAAGGAGGCUUUCACAAUGACUGAGUCAGAGCAUGGCAGUCUGAUGGAGAAAGUACAGAACACAGAGUCCCCAGUGUACUGUCUGAUGGCCACUGUAAAGGAAGCAAAAGGAAUUCUGGGAAAAGAUGUCAGUGGUUUUAGUGAUCCAUACUGCCUGCUGACCAUACUAGAGGACGAAAAGGCCAACCGGACACAACGGUCCAGGGCCAAACCCAGUAAAUCUGUUGUAAAGGAUGCUAUAUCAGGUGAUAAAAUUUACCAGACAGACAUAAAGAAGCAAACACUGAACCCCAUCUGGAACCAAACCUUCAUACUAGAAUUUGAAGAUGUUGCUGGUGCCAGCUUCCACCUGGAGAUGUGGGAUAAGGAUGAAGAGGUGUCACUCACUCAGAAACUAGAAGAGAUCAAGACCAACUUUAACAGUUUACGAAGGAUGAUCAAAGACGCCAAAAAGGAGAAAGGCACAGAUGACUUUUUGGGGAACGUUGUCCUAAAACUACAGGAUCUCCACUGUACUGAGGACAGCUGGUACAACCUGCAGCCCAGAACAGAAACAUAUCCUGAUCGCGGCCAAUGCCACCUGAAUCUCAAGUUCAUCCACAAAGCGAGAGAUGGGACGCUGAGUGCUGGUCGGAGUGCUUACAUCAACUACUGUGGGAUCCUGCAGCAGUUUGUUCAAGCUUACAUCUCUAAGCAGCAGAGUUCUGCUCCGUGGAAAGGGGCGCUGGGUGGCGAGGCUCAGACUCUCCUGGAGCUGUAUGCUACGCAGAACGACCUCUCCCCUUUUCUUCAAGACCUGGCGAAGUGGGUAGCUUAUAGUAAACUAUAUGAGAGCUUAGAGGUGGACUCGUCCGUGCUGUUCCAGCAGCUCACCAGUAUCGAGUACCACUGGCAUCAGCAGCAGCUGCCCUACCAACAGAAACAGGAACUUGGGGAUUCUCUUCAUGAUUUUCUGAAGUACGGACUGAGUCUAGUGGCCAAAUACAGAGACAUCUUCCCCCCAACUCCCAGCGCUACUCCGAAACUACACACACUGCUCAGAAUCUUGGUCCAAAUCUGUAAGACUCAGGCUUUUCAGAAGCUGAACCCAGCUCAGUUUGAGUUGCAUGAGGGGGUCAAUGAUGCCAUACAGAGCGGUACACAAGAGUGGUUUGCCAUCAAAAAGGGUUUGCAUCAGCCAAUGACUAAGGACCUGUCGGAGAUUGUGAACGCCCUCUCUGGGUUGAUUGGGGAGGUGCAGGAAGACAUUAAACAUAACAAGGAUGUCUGGAACAGGGUAUUUGUUAGUGCUGUGCAAGUGGAUGUGUUCACCGUCAUCUAUCGGAAGUUUGACUCCCUGUUGGCAAAUGAAGUGAAGGAAACCUUAUCCCUGAUAGAAGGUCUGAUGGAGCAGCAUCUAGCCAACAGUCUGUUCCCUGUUUACCUGAGCCUGCAGGCCAUCCACAAAGACAAGGCUUUCUUACAGAAAAGGGGAUUACUUGAGCUGACAAACUUUCAAGAGGGCUUCAGAGAAGCUCUGCCCUACUGGCUCCACCAGGCGUUCAGCACCACUCAGGACAGGGUGGAGAGGGCUGUGCAGAUGGACCAGCUCCAGCCCCUGCAGUCCGGUGCGGAGCCAAUAAAGCACAGUUCCUCAGCUGUGGACCUGGUGUCAUGUAUCCAGCCAAUCUGCCAGCUGUGGGAGCAGCUAUCCUGGCCUGACCCCGAGGAGGCCUUCAUGCUCAUGGUCAAACUCACUGAGGAUGUGUGUAAGAUUGUGGUGAACUACAGUAAAAUCUUGAAGGACAGAGUCAGGGUGCUUUCUGAGAACUCAGACCACAGCAGUGCCAUCAACAUGUUGUGUGUGGUAGUGAACGACCUGGAGCACCUAACGCCUGUGCUGGAACAGCUUCCGAAACAGCUGAACUGGCAAGGCCUUCGGGACCGGACUCAAAAUGUGAUAGGGAAAAGCCAGUUCAGCAACACGCUAGAUUCACAGCUUGAGCAAACCAAGAGCUUCCUCACCCGAGAGAUCAACUCGGCUUUAACCACUCUUAGGAAAAAGCUGAAAACAGACAUUGAGACUCAUGUCAGAAACAUGGCAUCCAGGCACAGGACCCCCUCCCAGUCUACAGAGGAUGCUGCAACCCCUCUGAUGCGCUACCUGGAGAAAGAGCUGCAGUAUAUGAAUAAAACCCUGGUUCCAAAGAACUUCAACAGUCUCCUGACUCCUCUGUGGAAUAACUCAGUGGAGGUCCUCUACCAGGUGGCUACUCAGCAUCCGCAACAAGAAGGGCUCAUGGUGUUCUGCCAGAGGCUGCUGUAUACGCUGCAGUGCCUAGAGCAGUGCUUCCAUGCUGAGGGAAAUGGACUCCCUCUGAACACACUCCGCUCUAACGAGUACCAGACUCUCAAAGCUCACCUGACUCAACAUGCUCUGAGCAGCUGGGAGCUUGUGCAGAAGUUCUUUGAUAGGAAAAUAAAAGAGCAGAAAGCGCACAGUGGGGAGAAGUAUGGUGCAGUCACACUCCUCACAUCUUACAGAAGAUCAGACCAAAGACUCAGAGUCGAGGUGCUGAAUGCAGUCAACCUUUUACCAAUGGACUCUAAUGGAUUGAGUGAUCCAUUUGUGCAGCUUUGUCUGGAGCCUAACCACAUCUUUCCUGAGGUAGAACCUCGCUGCACUCGGAUCAAAAGCUGUGAUCUCAAUCCCCUUUUUGAUGAAGCCUUUGAAUUUCUUGUUUCCCCGGACCAGUGUCAGGCUGAAGGGGCUUGCCUGGUGGUGACUGUUCUGGACCACGACACCUUGAAGACAGAUGACUUUGAGGGCGAGGCCUUUCUCCGUCUAAGAGACGUACCAGGAGUUGUUGGAGGAAAAGAAGAUGGACUCGGCUCACACCCGGAAGAUAGCCCCGCACAGAUACGCCUGCCUCUGAUGCACCCUAAACCUAAUGAGGACAGCAUUCUGAGGAUACUGGAGUCCAGGAAAGGAGAGCGAGAGGCUCAGGCCUUCGUGAAGAAGCGAAGACAGAGAGAGAAACAGUCCCAGGAAGGGAUGUCACUGUAAUAAACCUACAGAGACAGGAUCUUCCUCCAAAAAUAUACAAUUUGUUUUAAUGAUUUGUACCAAAAACAAAGAAAAAUCCACUCAAAAGGAAACACUGGUGUUGGCUGAGAUGUGUGUGGACAGUAUGUGAGCAUAGUUUUUACCAGAGACCACCACAGUGAUCAUGAGCAUGGUCACACCGGCACUGAAACCUCACACGCCUUUACUUCUGCUUCCUGGUGAUUCAUCUAAUCAGUGCAAGAGAUAAGUAU